AUGGCAGAAGCUUUGAAUAUCGGAGAAGAAUUUAAGGAGUAUUUCAAUGGAUAUGUAAAAUACGCAGAAAGAAAAUCUGCAAUAGGAGCGUCGCUCGGUCGAGCACCCGAACAAGUGGAAGCCGGCGGAAAGCCGCGUGACGUACACAACCCAAAGGCGUGCAGCAGAUAUCUCCAGUCGCAACUUAUAUCCUACAAAUACCAAGCGACCGGGGUUCAGACGGUCGCGUCGCGUUCACACAGAAUCGACAUUUCACCAGCACAGCACUGCCUACAUUCUUUGACUUUAGCCUUUAGGCAACGUUUGAGUUUUAGUGUAUUGGGAAUUAGUGGGCAGAGGCCUAAGAUUCAGGUUUUGGAAAUGGAGGCAGAACGAAGGAAAAAAAGGAAAGGUGGGGCGGAAAGAGAACGUGAAAAGAAAAAACGCCUUCUUGAAAAAACAGUAAAAACCUGCCAGAAUAUAUCUACAUUGUUUCUUGGUAAAAGUGAGAAGUCCAAGGAAACCUUUGAGAGACAGUUAGAUACCAGCACUUUUCUGGUUCAAGAUACUGUUCAUCAAGCUGACUCUGACAACCAAACUAACACCGAGAAUAACGAUAGUGAUAGUAUCCAAAAAAAACUAGGAGACCGUACCAAUGAAUUAAAUAAUUAUGUGGAAGAAAAUCAAACUCAGGCGAUUGAUGCUGAAACAGGCAGUCAUCAGGAUGAAUCCGAAUCCGAACCAAACGAUGAUUUUUAUUUUAGCAGGCCAUCCAUUACAAACUUGAACGUUUUUGUGGAAUUUCAUCCUAAGCAACCUAAAAUUGCAAACAAGCGAUAUAAUUUUGAGUUAAUCUAUUUUAAAAAAUCUGGAAUGGUUAGAAAUUGGAUUAGCAUUCGUUUAGAUAAAUCAUACGAUAAGAUUUAUUGCUGGAUUUGUUUGGCCUUUUGUAAAGAAAAACAGUUGCCUUCAUUGGCUAGUGGAGCCGAUAUGUCACUUAUGUCAGUAAAACACCUAUACACGAGAAUAGAAGAACAUGAAUUAAGCAAAGGUCAUAUUAGCAGUACUGAAGCGUACCUUAUGCACAAAAAGGAAAAAAAUGUGUACUCUUUGAUUUUUUCAAAUGCAGCUGAAAAACAUAAAGCACAAAUUGAAAGGAACAGACAGAUAUUGCACAGAAUAAUAGAGGCAAUAAAAGUGAUCGGAAAAAGAGGUUUAAGUUACAGGGGUAGUGAUAACGAAGCGGCCUAUUCCCUUCUAGACGAUUCAAUUGAUCAUGGAAACUUUUUAGAAAUGAUAUUAUUGAUUUCAAAAUUGGAUGUCUUACUUCGAAAUCAUAUUGAAAAGGUUGCUAAAGAGAGUAAAGCAAUUCAUUCCCAACCUGGUCGAACUAGAGGACGAGGAAAUAUGGUUACCUUUUUGUCAAAAACCACAAUCAAAUAA
Messenger RNA from Photinus pyralis (common eastern firefly), 1422 nucleotides. RefSeq lists its product as uncharacterized. The record is from RefSeq and is a predicted model, not a curated record. The coding region runs from base 1 to 1422 and encodes 473 amino acids. Lineage: Eukaryota; Metazoa; Arthropoda; Insecta; Coleoptera; Lampyridae. The transcript has 4 exons.